CCGCGUCUGCCUCAGAGGGGCCCGAGCUACCCGGUCCGCCGCGUCCCCGCCGCCGCCGCCGCGUCCCCCGCCGGGGCCGACCGAGCCGAGCCGGGCCGGAGCGGCGGGCGCGGCCGGGCCGCCAUGGACCACAAGCCGCUGCUGCAGGAGCGGCCGCCCGCCUACAACCUGGAGGCCGGCCAGGGCGACUACGCGUGCGGCCCGCACGGCUACGGCGCCAUCCCCGCCGCGCCCCCGCCGCCGCCCUACCCCUACCUCGUCACAGGGAUACCCACCCACCAUCCCAGGGUCUACAACAUCCACAGCCGGACCGUCACCCGCUAUCCUGCCAACUCUAUCGUGGUCGUGGGAGGCUGUCCCGUCUGCAGGGUUGGGGUGCUGGAGGAUUGCUUCACCUUCCUGGGCAUCUUCCUGGCCAUCAUCCUCUUCCCCUUUGGGUUCAUUUGCUGUUUUGCCUUGAGGAAGCGACGAUGCCCCAACUGUGGAGCCACCUUCGCUUAAAGGGAACACCAGGCCCGGCUUUCCUACACCCAGCUCUCUUUUUCUAAUGUAAAUGUUGUGUACAAUAGUUUUAUUUGAUUAAGCUUCAGGACUGUUUUGUAAAGCGAGGUGGGACCGAUGUGGCACACGCCAGCUGCGGUUUCCCGGAGCGUGGAGAGGCAGCGCUGCUGCUCCCGCCCGAGGCUUAUGACAACUCAAUAAAGCACUGCUUUUAUUUUUUGCAGUCUUCAAUUUGAGAAAGGUGAGAAAUAAUGUUUUCAAUAAAUGAGAUUCAUACCAUUGUU
This is a messenger RNA of Pan troglodytes (chimpanzee), 785 nucleotides long. RefSeq names its product brain protein I3 (gene BRI3). NCBI's taxonomy places the organism in Eukaryota, Metazoa, Chordata, Mammalia, Primates, Hominidae. The transcript has 3 exons. The record is from RefSeq and is marked inferred. The coding region runs from base 124 to 501 and encodes 125 amino acids.